Molecule: messenger RNA, 293 nt
Organism: Ficedula albicollis (Collared flycatcher)
Lineage: Eukaryota; Metazoa; Chordata; Aves; Passeriformes; Muscicapidae
Product: sodium/glucose cotransporter 2-like
Exons: 3
Biological process (GO): sodium ion transport; transmembrane transport
Cellular component (GO): plasma membrane
Molecular function (GO): D-glucose:sodium symporter activity
Source: RefSeq, a predicted model, not a curated record
AACCCCUCCCCCCCCUCCUCAGGGCAUGUUCAUCGUGCUGCUGCUGGGCUGGGUGUUCGUGCCGAUAUACAUGAGAGCGGGGGUGAGCACCAUGCCCGAGUACCUGGGCCGGCGCUUCGGGGGGGGGAGGAUCCGGCUCUACCUGGCGCUGCUCUCGCUGGGGCUGUACGUCAGCACCAAGAUCUCGGUGGACAUGUACUCGGGCGCUCUGUUCAUCCGCGAGGCGCUGGGCUGGGACCUGUACGCGUCGGUGGGGGCGCUGCUGGGCGUCACCGCGCUCUACACCGUCACCG